UCCAACCAGAUCAAAAAAGAAAAAUAACCAAAAAAAAAAAAGAGUUAUUUAUCAGUCUCGAAAGCUUCUCCAGGUGGCCCUAGAGAAUGUCGACAGUGGAUGAACUCCAAUGGGCACUGCAAGCCAUAGAAUCCAAAAGCCUUGAGACCAUCUCUUUCCACCUCUCCCAACCAACCUCAGCUUCAGCCUCAGCCAGCUGCCACCAACAAACUGAUGAAAACUCCCUCAAACUACACAUCUCAACACAACAAUUCUCCCACCUUCUCAAUGCUAUAACUAAUUCCCAAAACACACGAAUUAUCAGACACCUGGAGUUCCACUCCGUAGAAUGGGACCCACAAUCAGCAAAAAAUCUCGCGAUUCUGCUCCAGACCGCCGAGCACCUGACCUUCCAACAAAACAAAUUCGACGCAGAAUGCUUGUCCCAGCUGUCACGAGCUCUGACGAACAACAAAAGCGUUAAACACAUCGCGUUCUUCAAAUCGGGCCUCGGACCAAACGGAGCUUCAGCACUCGCACGCGCUCUCAAGGACAAUCAAACCUUGGAGGGAUUCCAAAUACGGGAGGACUCGAUUGGGAAAAAUGGAGCCGAAGACCUUUCACAAAUGCUCGAAGCCAACUCGACCCUUAAAUGUCUCACCGUUUUCGACCCUAACCCAGCCGUAUCCGCCCCUCUAAUCUCGGCCGUCCUAGCCAGGAACCGGGCCACGGAAGUCUGCAUAUGGAACGAGGGAAAUAGUUCGAAAACGGCCGAAUUCGAACCCGAAAAGGGCUCUCUCCGAGUGCGCGGCCACCUGGACGUUGCGGGCGCGUGCCGGGUCACUUGUGCCUUGGGCCGGAACUCGACCGUGAGAUGUUUAGACAUGAGCGGGCUCCGGCUCAAGUCUCGGUGGGCCCGGGAGUUUCGGUGGGUCCUCGAGCAGAACACGACCCUGAGAGAAGUGAAUUUGUCGAGAACGGGCCUUAAGGAUAAAGGAGUUGUUUAUGUGGCGGCCGGUCUUUUUAGAAACCGGGCCUUGGAAAAAUUGUAUCUUGAUGGGAACUCGUAUAGUGGAGUGGGCGUGGAACAUUUGCUCUGUCCUCUUAGUAAAUUCUCGGCCUUGCAGAAUCAGGCAAACACGGUUUUAAAGAGACUUAGUUUUGGAGGAGGAAGGACUAAGAUCGGGAGAGUGGGACUUGCUGCCAUUUUGCAUUUUCUGUCGAGCAAUCAAAGCAUGGACUGGUUGGGUAUACACGACGACGGGAGUUUGAAGCCGUAUGCAAUAGUGAAAAUCUUGGAGAGCUUGAAGAGGAAUUCGACUCUGAGGUGUUUGUCCCUCCAGGGCUGCAAAGGGGUGAAGGGAGAACAAGUGUACCGGGCCAUAAUGGAGACACUGGAUGUGAAUCCGUGGAUAGAAGAAAUCGACCUCUCAAGAACACCACUUGAGGCUGAGGGAAAAAUGGAAGACAUAAUUCAAAGGCUAAAGCAGAACGAGACAAGUGGGCCUGGAGAGAUUGAUUUGCUCAACGAUAUGGCCAUGACUAUGUCUAGAAGCUGUCGGGUUUUUCUCUGUGGCCAAGAAUGCGCUGGUAAAACUACGUUGUUCAAUUCGAUAUUGCAGAAUGUGUCACCUUCUAGAGUGCCAUACAUGGGCCACGUGAGGAGCUUAGUGGACCCCAUCGAGCAAGCGGUUAAGUUGCCUGGCAUGAGUAUCAAGAACUUCAAGGAUGAAGACACAAGAAUCUCGAUAUGGAAUCUUGCAGGCCAGCACGAAUCUUUCUCACUCCACGACCUCAUGUUCCCUGGCCAUGGCUGCUCGUCCUUCUUCCUGAUUGUUUGCAGCAUGUUAAAAAAACCAGGCAAUAGAGAACUGAAAACCCUGACCGAGAUCGAAGAAGAUCUCAAUUACUGGCUCCGGUUCAUUGUUUCCACCUCGAGAAGAGCCGUUCAGCAGUGCACGCUACCUAGUGUGACGAUAGUGCUUACUCAUCACGAUAAAGUCGAUCAGCAGCCGGAUGAUUUCCAGAACACAGUGAAUAUGGUACAGAGACUGAAAGAUAAAUUCGAAGGGCUCGUUGCGUUUUGCUCGACUGUGUUCACGGUUGACGCAAGAUCAUCUGGGUCAGUCAGCAAGCUCAGCCAACAUAUCUCAAGAACUUGCAAGACAAUACUCGAGAAGAUUCCUAGAGUUUACCAGCUUUGCAUUGACCUGGUGGAAAUUUUAUCCGAGUGGCGUCGGGAGAACAACGACCGACCAUCGAUGAAAUGGAAAGAGUUUUCCGAGCUAUGCCAGGUCAAGGUCCCGUGUCUGAGAAUUCAGUCGAGGCACGAUAACAGGGAGAGAGUCGAGACGAGGAGGAAAGCAGUGGCUACGAGUCUUCACGAAUUAGGGGAGGUUAUUUAUUUUGACGAGCUGGAGUACGUGAUUCUUGACUGCGGGUGGUUUUAUGGGGAGAUGCUGAGUCAGAUGUUGAGGAUUGAUUUUAAGAAGCAUGUUCCGAAGGAGAAUAAUGGGUUCGUGUCAAGAGAAGAGUUUGAGAAGAUUCUGAGAGGGAGCUUGCAGAGUUGUAGCAUGAUGGAGAAUCUGGAUGCUAAUGGUCUUAUAAAGAUGAUGCUGAGACUCGGGCUAUGUUUCGAGCAAGAAAAUUCUUCAGAUUUGGGUUCGGCGCUGCUGGUACCAUCGAGUUUGGAGGAUGGCAGGUGGAAGCCUCAGAGAUGGCUGGUUGACUCUGCUGAUAGCAAUUACGUGGGAAGGCGUCUUCAGUGUGAUGAGUCGAGCCACGUGUUUUUGACACCCGGUUUCUUCCCGCGUUUACAGGCAAGUCUUGUACUUUUACACAACAAAAUCACUAAACUGCGCGAGCAGCACGGAGCAGCAUCGUACACCCUCGAGAAGCAUCUGAUCUCCAUAACCAUAAACGGCAUUCACGUCCGCAUGGAGCCCGGAGGGCAAUCUCGUCAUUACAUAGACGUCCUCGCAUGCUCCUCCAAGAGCCCCACCGAGAUGCUCAGACUCUUUCAGCACUUCAUAACACCAUCCAUACAACAGACCCUCUUCCACGGACCCACGCUCACAGAGCACGUGAUCCGACCCCAAUGCGUAAAAAACCUCACUCCCCCAAGACACCGCCAAAACCACACAAUCCCCGUGCAGCAACUAAAACUCGCCCUUCUAUCACUCCCCGCCGACAACAUCUACGACUACCAGCACACGUGGCGCGACGGGUUCGACUUUGCCCGCGACCUUCUCUCAGAUGACGACUUUCGAGACGUGCUUCACUCCCGAUAUCACGAUCUGUACAACCUCGCCGUGGAGCUUCAGGUCCCGCCUCAGGAGAACGGGGAAAUAGUCGAAGCCUCCGUGGACCCCACGCUGGGCGGCAUAGCCAAGGGCGUCGAGGCCGUUCUGCAAAGGCUGACGAUAAUCGAGCAGGAAAUACGAGACAUGAAAAGGGAGAUCCAAGGGCUGAGGUACCACGAGCAGCGGCUGUUGGGCGAGCUCCACCGCAAGGUCGGGUACCUCGUGAACUACAGCGUGCAGCAAGAGGAGCGGAAGGUGCCAAACAUGUUGUACUUCGCGAGGACCGAUAAUUACUCGAGGAGAUUGGUCACGAGCGUGGUCCCCGGCAUGAAGGCCAUGCGGCUGCACAUGCUGUGCGAGUUUCGAGGAGAGAUGCACGUGAUUGAGGAUCAAGUGGGGUGCGAGGUGAUGCGUGUGGAUAAUGAGGCUGUCAGGUGUUUGGCGCCGUACGUGAAGGGUUUUAUGAGGCUGGUGACGUUUGCAUUGAAGAUAGGGGCCCACCUGGCGGUGGGCAUGGGGGAGAUGAUACCUGACUUGGAGGAGCUCGGGACAGCUCAGCAGUGGUUGCUCGAUUUUUUGAGGGAUCAAGGGUGCUCGACUGGGAGGGAUAUUGCGGAGAAGUUUGGGUUGUGGAGAGUUAGGUACAGGGAUGAUGGGCGAAUAGCAUGGGUCUGCAGGAGGCAUAUGCAUGCAAGGGCGUAUCAGAUAGUUGAGGCGCCCAUUUGA
Molecule: messenger RNA, 4007 nt
Organism: Striga asiatica
Lineage: Eukaryota; Viridiplantae; Streptophyta; Magnoliopsida; Lamiales; Orobanchaceae
Source: the annotation of a GenBank genome assembly